Molecule: messenger RNA, 786 nt
Organism: Solanum verrucosum
Lineage: Eukaryota; Viridiplantae; Streptophyta; Magnoliopsida; Solanales; Solanaceae
Product: mitochondrial import inner membrane translocase subunit PAM16 like 2-like
Exons: 5
Coding region: 140-484 (114 amino acids)
Biological process (GO): protein import into mitochondrial matrix
Cellular component (GO): TIM23 mitochondrial import inner membrane translocase complex
Source: RefSeq, a predicted model, not a curated record
GUCUUCUUCUUACUUCGUGUGCAUUCCACCCUUCUCCGGCUGCUCAAAAGUCACCGUCGCCUGAACGCAGGUUAUUUGAUUCAAAUUUUGUUAGAGUGCUGCUACAACAGUUUGGAUACUUAUAUUUCUGAUUUCCGUAAUGGCUGCGAGAAUCCUUGCAAACAUAAUUAUUAUGGGUUCUGGAAUAAUGGCAAGGGCCUUUGCCCAGGCAUAUCGCCAAGCUCUCACAAAUGCAUCAAAAAAUGGUGUUGCUCAAGAAGCAGUACAGAACAUUAGAAGAGCAAGCAAAACUAUGACAGAGGUGGAGGCUAGGCAAGUUCUUGGGGUUGCAGAGCAUUCAUCAUGGGAAGACGUGUUGCAGAAAUAUGACAACUUGUUUGAGAGUAAUGCUAAAAAUGGAAGUUUUUAUCUACAAUCAAAAGUUCAUAGAGCGAAGGAAUGCUUAGAAUCUCUUUACCAAAGUAAAGCAGAGGGCCCAAAUUAGUUCUUUGAAGUUCCUGCAGCAUUGCAGCUAGAGACAUUCUGGGCUCUUGUAAGGAGUAUUUUUAGUAGAGGGUAAUUGCGUUCUACCACCAGAUGUUCUCCUGCUAUGUUACAUACAUAUUCAAUCCUCAAUUUUGGCCUGUUGGAGAGAAGCACUUAAAUUAAUCAUUCGUGCAGUUUGCAUCACUCUGCCUUUUCUGUCAUUUUGCUUAGAAGCACGCUUCAUUAUUGUUUCAUGCGUUUGUACGGUUACCACAGAUUUGAUGGAAGAGGGUCGUGAAAUUGAAAGUUCGGAAUGCAAUA